Molecule: messenger RNA, 1698 nt
Organism: Pichia membranifaciens NRRL Y-2026
Lineage: Eukaryota; Fungi; Ascomycota; Pichiomycetes; Pichiales; Pichiaceae
Exons: 1
Cellular component (GO): mitochondrion
Source: RefSeq, a predicted model, not a curated record
ACCAACUUAUUCAAUGAUGCAGACCCAAAUCGGAAUCAUAUGUUUGAAUACUCAUGGGGUACAUGGUUGAAGAACGAUGAAAUCGAAAAGCAAAAGAGACUGACCAAGUUCUCGAUUCAAGGAUUAAAUGACCUGAUUAAAAGAAUCAUCAGCAUUGAGAAAUCCGGUGUUGUCAAGGAAAAGAAUCCCGAUGAAAUCAAGAGGAUUGAGAAUAUAAGGGUGCUGUCUAAUAAUAUCGCACAUUUUUUCAAGGAUUCUAAGAAUGAGAACAAUAUCAAGCAGAUUGUUUCGUUGCAUGAAGGUAAGCACCACAGAAUCUACAGAAUAGAAAUUGAGGGCGUUGAAAAGAAAUUGGUUUUAAGAUUGCCAUACACUCUCCAUUCUCAGUUGUUCACCAAGAGAAAGCUUGAGAGUGAAGUUGCCACGAUGGAUUUUUUGACCAACGCCUUCAACUUGAACAUUCCAAAGGUUCUUUCCUAUAGUGGAGACUAUGACAACUUUGUUGGCCAUCCGUUCAUUUUGAUGGAAUAUGUUGACGACGUUGAGUCUUCGUUGAUGAAGAAAUGGAAUCCACUCAUGGAGAGCAAGGAUGACCGUCUAGAUGAUCCUGAGGCAAUCGAGAAGUUGAACGAAGUCAUUGAGCCAUUGGCCGAUUUCAAUAAGAUUGUUAGCGACUUUGUUUUCGAUAACUACGGAUCGAUCUAUUUCAAAGACGAUUGUCCCGAAAAUUUGGAGAAGGUUGCAUAUGAGAACCAGGAUAGAUGGGUGAUUGGUCCUACUGUCGAGACUGCAUAUUACAGAAACAAACAAUAUGUGAAAGAGGAGGAUUUGAACAAGUACGUUGGGCCAUGGAAGGGUUCGGAACCUUUGAAGAUGAUCAAGGACUUGGUUGAAUUGGAGCUUCACAGUUUGAGGGUGAGACUGAGCUUGGUCGAUAGCGGUAAGGUCACGACGGAUACCAAGGAAGGGCUGGAGUUCUGCAUCAAGAUUUUCGAGAAGUUGGACAAGAUUGCCGGGGAGAUGUUCAACUUGAACGAGAACGAGACGUUGAUUCCCAACUUGAACGAGCUUCUCAAGCCAAGACUCUUCAUUGGGGACUUGGACCCUAUGAACGUUUUGGUGAGAAGCGGGGAAAAGGGCUACGAGUUUGUUGACCUUGAGAACAGUGUUGUGAAGCCGUUUUUGAUCAGCAGCUACCCGAAGUUCCUCGAGUACAACGGGGCGAAAAUCUUCAACUUGAAGGACGAGAUAGAGAACUUCGAAGCGCUGGACGAGAUCGAGCAGGAGCAGUACAAGUUCAUGUUCAAGAGGACCAGAAACCAGUUUUUGUGGGAGGUUUCCAUCAACAAGAGAAGCAAGGACCUUGUAGGCGUGAUUUCCCCCGUGAUCAAGCUGAUCAAGAACUGCUACCUGAACGUGCUGAACUUCAAGCAGCCUAAGGACUCGUUGUACAUCGAGAACGGGUUGAUCGAGAUCUCCACCAUGUGGGACAACUACAACGAAAACGGCGUUGUCGGCAAGUUCAAGGGCGAGAAAAACCCAAUCAAGUUCACCGACGACGAGAUCAAGGAGUUCACCGACGAGAUCAGAGACUACGAGGCCGAGAACAGCAGCAAUCCCUUCAUUGCCACCGACGGCUGGGUGCCCCAGGACAUGUUCAAGAGGCUACAGGACCAGGGCAUGAUUGUCCGCGACGAC